GGAUAGAGCGCUCAGACACACCUACUUUUUUUAAUAUCAUACCUUACUGCACCUUGUUUCACUGAUGUAUUUAGUAAGAACGCCGUAAUAAAUGUUUUAUUGAUCCCUAAUACAUAAAAUAUUUAAUUAAAGUACGUUAAGAAUCAGGGAAGUGUGUAGGUGUGGAGGCGAAGUCAGUGUUGGAAGCUGGAUAUACGCACGUAUACUAGCAUUAACAAAGUUGGUGUUUGAUGAGCGUAAUACAAAUCUAAAUCCAUAAAUGACUCAUGAAGAGUUAAUAAUGAUAACUAAUCCUGCUUGACAGAGUCUCCCAUAACUAUCUAGAACUUUCUGGAAAAAAAAAAUAUUAAAUUAGUCUCAUAAACAGUUAUGUACCUUAGAAAACAUAUAUAACCUUAUAUUCCCUUAUAUACCAGUACACCCACGCUAAAAACAAUUUGCAAAGCUAUAAAUGCUAACAAAGAACGACUAUAACAGUGAAAUAAUUAAGCCGAAGUCAAGGCCAGAGAUGAGAGAGAGGAAUAGAGGAGACCAGACUGAAGGCAGAUCACAGAUUUCAACUGACGGCGCACGUGAGUAACGUAUCAUCGCCUUUCUCGGGGCAUCACAGCCUUUCUCAGCCUCUACUCUCCUGCAGGCACGUCGCUCCAGGCAGCAGCAGCAGCAGCAGCAGCAGCAGCAGCCAUGGUGUCUUUCCUCAUAGUGGGAUGAGCAGCUCCCCAGGUGAGGGCGGCACCAACCCAGCCCGGCAGCAGGAGGGCCUUGGUGCUUCCCAUGGUUCACCCGAGCCAGGUGAGACUGAUCCACCGUGGCCCCUUUUGGCGGGAGCCAUUCUCCCAGAUGGAGUAGUUCAUGAGGGACAUGGAGAGGAAGUUCAAGAGAGACAUUGAGGAUAUCCUAGGAACCUUUGCCAAGAAUGUGGGGUUCCUUGACAUUGACAUCUGUGGGCCGUCUCAGCCGCGGGUGUUGGGGACAGCAGAGGAGAAGGUCCACUCUUCAGGUGUUGGCUGGUCCCCUGUGUAUGUGUCUGACAAUCUGGCUGUCAUGUCCGUUGGGUUCCUGCUCAACAGUGCAGACGACGCUGUCAUCUGGAAGGGACCCAAGAAAGAUGGAAGUGGCUCUGCUGGAUGUGAGGAAGGAAAUCACAUUCUACAGGAAAGUGAACAUUCCCAUCAUUGGCCUGGUGGAGAACAUGACCACCUUUGUGUGCCCCAAGUGUAAGACCAAGACGGCCAUCUUCCCUGCCACUACUGGGAUGUGACCCCCAGCUGGCAGAGGAUACUGAGAUGCCACUGCUUGGCCAGCUGCCGCUAGACCCCUGGGUGGCCCAGGCGUGUGAUGAAGGCACCAACAUUCCGACACGAGCCAGAUGCUGCU
Molecule: messenger RNA, 1377 nt
Organism: Scylla paramamosain (green mud crab)
Lineage: Eukaryota; Metazoa; Arthropoda; Malacostraca; Decapoda; Portunidae
Product: cytosolic Fe-S cluster assembly factor Nubp1 homolog
Exons: 6
Coding region: 853-1221 (122 amino acids)
Biological process (GO): iron-sulfur cluster assembly
Cellular component (GO): cytosol
Molecular function (GO): ATP-dependent FeS chaperone activity; ATP binding; iron-sulfur cluster binding
Source: RefSeq, a predicted model, not a curated record